Aricia agestis (brown argus) is the source of this 1373-nucleotide messenger RNA. RefSeq names its product high mobility group protein D-like. Bases 165 to 530 code for a protein of 121 amino acids. NCBI's taxonomy places the organism in Eukaryota, Metazoa, Arthropoda, Insecta, Lepidoptera, Lycaenidae. Gene Ontology annotation, molecular function: transcription cis-regulatory region binding. The record is from RefSeq and is a predicted model, not a curated record. The transcript is spliced from 4 exons.
GAUAGGUGGCGCUACGGUAGCGACGCGAGUGAACCCAAGCUAGCUCGUCUGGGAACAUUGCUUCGAGCUCCAUACAUUUCCUUUUGGUUCUCUACGUCUGCAGUUUGGUUGUGUACUAGUUUAAAAAUAAUUUCAAAAUUUUUGCCAUCAGGAAAAAAGUGAAAAUGUCGGACAAGCCAAAGCGUCCCAUGUCCGCAUACAUGCUAUGGCUGAACAGCGCAAGGGAGCAAAUUAAAGCUGAUAACCCUGGACUAAAAGUAACCGAAAUCGCAAAGAAAGGUGGUGAAAUAUGGAGGGCAAUGAAAGACAAGAGUGAGUGGGAGGAAAAGGCGGCACAAGCUAAGGAGCAAUACACAAAAGACUUAGAAUCCUACAACGCCAAUGGUGGUGGUGGUGAGGGUGGCGGCAAGAAGGCAACAAAGAGGGGGAAGAAGGCAAAGAAAGCGUCACCCAAGGCCAAGAAGAAGAAGGAAGAGUCCGAGGAGGAGGAGGGUGAUGAUGAUGAGGGCGAGGAUGAGGAAAGCGAGUGAUCUCUCUUUGUAUAAGGCAUUUCUGUUCAUAUUGAAUAAUUUACUUGGACUUAAUUUAUUACAGAAUAAAAUGGGACUUACUUUCCAAAGUCUGUAUGAAAUCCAUAUUAGUAUCUAAUGUUCAUAUUCCGAUCAAAUUGCUCCAUAAUAUUAUUAAUUUGGUUAUAUAUUGUUGAAUAUUUCAAUUGCUGAUGUCUACAUGAUAAUUUUGAAUGUAGUAUUUAUUGAAGUGUAAUAUUUUUAAGCUAAUUACAGCAUUUGGAAAGUUUUACUGCAGGCUAAGGUUUCUAGGUCUCAAAAAAAAUAAUGUUAAGUGUUAGCAUGUAUCACUGGGGAAUUGUACAGUUAGCCCUCCCUGUUAAGUUCGUGACCACUGGAUGCUCACCUUUUGAAAUGUACCUCAUGUGGUUUCAUCAAAACUUUUGGUCUUAGUUUUCUUCUGCUGCAAUAAAAUGCCAUAGUGAAUUAAGUUUUGGCUCCAGAGGACGUCAAGUUUUGAUCAAACUACACCAUUGUAAACUUAGAGACAAUUUCAUGAUUCUUAUUGUUAAUUAAACCUACCUCUGUCAUUGUAAAUUUCAAUGCUGAUAAAUGGUACCAAACUUAAGCGUAUGUUUUAAGUAUUUUAGAAAAUUGAUGUGUAUGUUGUAUUUUAGUUAGUUACGGUGACUCAUAUUGGUUGCAGAGACCGGUGUAGAGUAUAAGUUAUAGGUAGGUUUUCAAUGUGGAUUAGUCUCUGAAAUUUACAUUUGUGUUAUUUUGUAAUGAGAAUAGCAUUCCUCAUGUCAAGACGGAUUUUACAUGUUCAAUAAAAGUAAUUUCAUAUAAGAUUCUAUUUUAUAA